GCCAAAAAAUGGUGGAAAAUACUGUGUGGGGCGCAGGAUGAAAUUUAAAUCGUGCAACACUGAACCAUGUUCUAAAUUAAAGAAAGAUUUCCGUGAUGAACAAUGCGCUGUCUUUGAUGGGAAGCAUUUUAACAUUAACGGUCUACCUCCUAAUGUGCGCUGGGUUCCUAAGUAUAGUGGAAUUUUAAUGAAAGACCGGUGCAAGCUCUUCUGCAGAGUGGCAGGAAAUACAGCUUAUUAUCAGCUCAGGGACAGGGUUAUUGAUGGCACCCCUUGUGGCCCAGACACAAAUGACAUCUGUGUACAAGGACUUUGUCGGCAAGCUGGAUGUGAUCAUGUGCUCAAUUCCAAAGCCAGAAGGGAUAAAUGUGGUGUGUGUGGUGGCGAUAAUUCAUCAUGCAAAACCAUUGCAGGGACAUUCAAUACGGUGCACUAUGGUUAUAACACUGUGAUACGCAUUCCAGCCGGUGCUACAAAUAUCGACGUACGGCAGCAUAGUUACUCAGGGAAACCAGAAGAUGAUAAUUACCUUGCGUUGUCAAGCAAUGAGGGCUUCAUAUUAAAUGGAGACUAUGUUGUCAGUAUGUUUAAGAAGGAAAUCAAAAUUGGAAAUGCUGUCAUAGAAUACAGUGGCUCAGACACUCCCAUCGAACGCAUCAAUUCUACUUACCGCAUUGAUCAAGAAAUAGUUCUUCAGGUUUUAUCAGUGGGUAAUUUAUAUAACCCUGAUGUUCGAUACACAUUCAAUAUCCCCAUUGAAGAUAAACCCCAGCAGUUUUAUUGGAAUGUCUAUGGUCCUUGGCAGCCCUGCAGUAAACUCUGCCAAG
Messenger RNA from Thamnophis sirtalis, 827 nucleotides. The record is from RefSeq and is a predicted model, not a curated record. Lineage: Eukaryota; Metazoa; Chordata; Lepidosauria; Squamata; Natricidae.